This is a messenger RNA of Monodelphis domestica (gray short-tailed opossum), 1279 nucleotides long. RefSeq names its product lymphocyte antigen 6H-like. Lineage: Eukaryota; Metazoa; Chordata; Mammalia; Didelphimorphia; Didelphidae. The record is from RefSeq and is a predicted model, not a curated record. Gene Ontology annotation, cellular component: plasma membrane.
UGCAAGGAAGUUAGUGCUUCCUUGGGGUGGGGCUGAAGAGGGCAGGCUCAUAUACCAGUGAUAUAAAUACGCAUUUAGGGCUUUGACAACACAAAAGCCAAACUCCAGACAAGAAUCUGCUUCCAGGGUAUAGACAACAGAGGAUCAUGAAAAUUCUCAUCUCUGUCCUGCUGGGAACCUUGUUGUUUGUGGAGUCAGCUCAGAGCCUGAAGUGCUAUAUGUGCAUUGGGGUGAAUGAUGCAAACAUCUGUAAGGCUAAGACCUGCAGCAGUGGUGAAUCCUUCUGUGGCAAAAUUGUGAUGACUCCAGAACUCGGGUCUGAUAUGAAAUCAUACAUCAUGGACUGUACUCCUUCUUGUGAAGAUUUUAAAAAGUUAUAUCCACAGUCACUAGGAUUCUUCAUGGAUGCAUCCUGUUGCAACACCGACCUGUGUAAUGGGGUGGGAUGGUUCAAGGGCAACCCUUGGGCCCUGGCAGGGGCACUCCUCUUCAGUCUGGGGAUUGCCCUUCUCUGGACGGGGCUAUAAGAACCCUCCUUCCUCACCAGUUGCUUCUUACUAGUCCUUCUUUCCGUCACCAAACCCAUGAACCUUAGCCCUGAUUUGGGGUUAAGAGCUUUAGCAUAUUUCCAGAGUCCUGGCAUUCCUAAGGGGUUAGACAUGAAGUCUCCCUGUCUCUUACCCAGUCACCCUUCCUUUCCUCCUUUUCUGUCUUGCAGAAUUCCUCUUUAGAUCCUAGCUAAUCAGUUCCUCCCUUGUUCGAGUGAAAAUCCCUGGGUAUGAUCUCCCUCCUCCCUGCUUUGUGCUUCAGUAUUACAGAUAUGAGGUUCCCUGGGGAGGGUUAAUUGAGGAGAAAGAGCAGGAUCCUGAGUUCCAGUAAAUAAUGGAGAUAAAGGGGAGCCCAGGCAUCUGGGAGUUGGUCAGAAGAGAACAAAAAAGAAAAGAAAAAAAGAGUAUGAGGCCACUAAACUUUAGAGAGCAAAGAGCAGAACUUCAUUUGAGCAACUUGGAGAGGGAAAGUGAGCCUGGCCUUGAGGUAGGAACCAGAGACACCAGACAGAGAAGACAGAUCCUUUGGAUACCAGAGAAAGAAGCGCUUGGAGCUGGGAAAGGAAGGGACUCAGAGGUUGGACAGAAACCCCUAGACUCAAGAUCUCUGAGACAAACACUUCUCUGAACUGGAUAUAGCUGAGCUCUGCCCCGUGAUGUCAACCUCCCUAGUAACUGUAUCAGAACACAUAAAUAAACUCAUGAAUAAAUAUGUAUCCUGAGUGUUUCCA